CAGAAGUUGGAUUCGUUCAUACAGCAGCCAGAGCCUGCCUAUCCACUGAGAAAUCUCUCUCUUUACCAGCGUUUGCCUCCUCUGAGGUGUAUUUGGCGUGAAGCUCAGAUGGCCCCUCGAUAAACAUAUUUACUGCAGUUUUAAAGUUUACAUAAAGGAGCAAGUCUUCUAAAUUAUAUCCUACAGGACUUCUGUUCAGGAAUGACCAAUUGAUUGGCAGUCAUCCACCAGUCUCCUGCGUACAUUUAUGGCGUAAAUCUCAGAGAAAUGGAUUCCAUCACAGCAGAAAAUGUUUCCAGUGGUAUGACUACCUGGAAGCUUGGAACCAGUCAGUCUUUUUCACACAACACAUCAGAAAACAGCAGCAGCUCUACCUGCAUUAUAUUGGAUGCAUGGGAUUGGUUAUAUACAUUUCAGCCUAUGUUCCUCUGGGUCAUUUUUGUCCUGGGAGUGAUAGAGAAUGGCUUUGUCCUCAGUGUUUUGUGUUUCCACAAGAGUCGCUGCACGGUGGCUGAAAUUUACCUGGCAAACCUGGCAGUUUCCGACUUGAUGUUAGUUUGCGGUUUACCUUUCUGGGCCAUUAAUAUCAGUAAUCAGUUUAAGUGGCCUUUUGGCACUUUCCUUUGCAAGGUUGUCAAUGCAAUCAUUUACAUGAACUUUUAUUCUAGCAUUUAUUUUUUGAUGAUGGUGAGCAUCGAUCGCUACCUGGCCCUGGUGAAAACCAUGUCUCUUGGACGUAUGCGACGGGGUACAUGUGCCAAAUGGAAUAGCCUUAUCAUCUGGGUGUCUGCAUUGCUCAUAUGUUCUCCUGCUCUAGUGUUCAGGUCUGUCGGUUAUGUGGAAGAAAUCAAGGGCAGAGCCUGCAUUCUUCAUUAUCCAUCCACCCACUGGACAAUUGCAACAAACAUUGUGCUGAAUACUGUGGGCUUUUUGAUCCCACUCUGUGUAAUUACCUAUUGUACUAUUCAAAUAAUCAAAGCCUUACGAGGCAACAAAAUACAAAGACUCACAGAACUCCAAACUGAGAAGAGAGCCACCAUCUUGGUCCUUGCUGUCCUUUUGCUGUUUAUCAUUUGCUGGCUUCCUUUCCAGAUCACCACAUUCAUUGACAUAUUAAUUCAGGUCGGCAUCAUUUCUGACUGCAUUACUUCAGAGGUCAGUGAAUUGGUGACCCAGGUAGCUACAUACUGUGCUUAUAGCAACAGCUGCCUUAAUCCAGUAUUGUAUGUCAUUGUAGGCAAGCAUUUCAGAAAGAAAUCCAAAGAACUCUACAAAGGCUGCCUGCCUAGGAUAUGCACCAAAUCAGAGUCCAUCCAGAUGGAGAAUUCUUUGGACACUCUUAGAACAUCCAUUUCAAUUGAAUGCCCAAAGAAAAAGUCUGCUUCUUCAUUAGCACGAUAGCACAGUUUUGCUUAUUGCAAAGUUACAAGAAAAUCUUUCAACAUAUCAGUGCGUAAACUGUCCUUAAUAUCCAUCUACUAUGGCACCCCAUUGUGUGCACUGGCUGCAUUCAUUAUGCAUGAAAGCUUGGGGAGCUGAUCUCAGUAGAAAACUCCAUGUAGGCACCUACUUCUACCAGCUAAUGGACAACAUUUUUCAUGACUGAAUCACAUUUCAUGAUAUAUUUAUAUAUUCAUGGCUGAAGUUUAUUUGACACACUAUCAUUUUAAAUAUUCAUAUUGCUAACAAAGAUAAGUAUCUGACAUCAGAAUAUAGUUCUCUAAGUAACGCCAUUUUAUAACAGCUACUGUCAGUAUUAUGAAGCUAACCACAGUACCAUACAUUUGA
Messenger RNA from Caretta caretta (loggerhead turtle), 1788 nucleotides. RefSeq names its product bradykinin receptor B2 (gene BDKRB2). Gene Ontology annotation, cellular component: membrane; external side of plasma membrane. NCBI's taxonomy places the organism in Eukaryota, Metazoa, Chordata, Testudines, Cheloniidae. The record is from RefSeq and is a predicted model, not a curated record. Gene Ontology annotation, molecular function: C-C chemokine receptor activity; C-C chemokine binding; bradykinin receptor activity. Gene Ontology annotation, biological process: smooth muscle contraction; calcium-mediated signaling; vasoconstriction.